Paraglomus occultum is the source of this 1009-nucleotide messenger RNA. The record is from the annotation of a GenBank genome assembly. NCBI's taxonomy places the organism in Eukaryota, Fungi, Glomeromycota, Glomeromycetes, Paraglomerales, Paraglomeraceae.
UUUCGGUCGUAUUGGUCGUCUUGUUUUAAGAGCAACCUUUCAACAAGGGAGAGAAGACAUCGAUGUGGUCGCCGUUAAUGAUCCUUUUCUUGACGUUAGUUAUAUGUUGUAUCUGUUCAAAUACGAUUCUUCACACGGAAGGUUCAAAGGUGACACUAAAGUCGAUAAUGGUAAACUUGUGGUAGACAAACACAUCAUCACCGUUUUCAACGAAAAAAACCCCGAGGACAUUCAGUGGGGCAGCCUUGAUGUUGAUUACGUUAUAGAGUCGUCUGGUGUAUUCACAACGACAGCAAAGGCCUCUGCUCAUUUAAAAGGAGGCGCUAAGAAAGUUAUUAUCACAUCUCCAGGUGCAGACACGCCACUGUUUGUAUGCGGUGUCAACCUCGACACAUAUGAUCCUAAGUAUAAGAUUAUUUCCAACGCGUCAUGCACAACCAACUGUCUUGCCCCUCUGGUUAAAAUCAUUCACGAAAAUUUUGGUAUUGAGGAGGGUCUUAUGACAACUAUUCACGCAACGACAGCUACUCAGAAAACAGUGGAUGGCCCCUCCGGCAAAGACUGGAGAAGGGGCAGAGGUGCAGGUCAGAACAUUAUUCCUAGUACUACAGGUGCUGCUAAAGCCGUUGGCAGAGUCAUCCCAGAACUCAAUGGCAAACUUACUGGAAUGGCCUUCAGAAUUCCGACAACUAUCGUCUCUGUUGUUGAUCUUACAGUCAGAAUAAAAAAGAGUGCUAGCUAUGAUGAUAUUAAAGCGGUCGUUAGAGCGGCGGCGGAAGAUGAAAGAUACAAGGGAAUAGUAGGAUAUACGGAAGACGACGUCGUCUCCGGGGACUUUCGCAGUGAUACGCAUUCGUGCAUCUUCGAUGCCAAAGCUGGCAUUGGGUUAAGCGACCAUUUCGUUAAACUCGUCGCGUGGUACGACAAUGAGUAUGGGUACUCAACUCGUGUGCUUGACUUGCUUAAGUACGUAGUUGCGAAGGACAAGGAAGCUUCAUUGAAGAGCUGA